AUGCGUGUGGUAGAAAAACAACUUCGUGAUGAAGUAAUAAAUCGUUGUAUAGAAUUUCUUGACGUUGUUAUUAAUUUUAUUCUCUAUAUUGAACAAAUUUACUCCAAUGGUUUGAUAAAUAAACUAAUAUAUCUUCUUUAUUUAAUAUUCUUUCUUGUUUUUUUUGUUUCAUAUACAGAUAUAUUUGAAAAACGCUUAAAAUAUAAUUUAAUUGUUUACGAAUGUCAUGAUACUGAAAUACAAAAUUAUAUAUCAGAUUUUCUUAAUCAAGUAAAACCUUUACUUCGUAAACAAAUAAUUGAUCAAAUAGGUUUUGUUAUAACAACAAAUAAUGAAAAUGAAAUUCUUCGUCGAUAUAUUAUUGAAUUACAUCCGAUUAUUGAUCAUUCAUCAAAUACAAUUCAUUCAAAUGGAAAUCAUUUACUUGCUGAACUAGAUUCAAUCUUUUCAGCAUGUUUUAUUGAAUUAAUGCGUCAAAUUCCUAUUAGUCCAUUAACAAUAUCAACAGAAAAUGAUGAUGAUGAUGAUGAUGAUAACGAUCAAGUUCGUUGGAAAUUACAAAUGCGUUUAUGUCAUCAUGAAAAUAAUAAAUUUGAAGUUGAAGAAACAUUUUAUGAACAAUUUAAAUUAAUUGAUAAUUGUUUAUUAUCAUUAAAACAAAUUAAAUCUGUUCAUUCUCAAAGACUUAAUAUUCAAAUAAUGUGUCAAGAUAAAAAAACAACAUAA
Molecule: messenger RNA, 726 nt
Organism: Rotaria sp. Silwood2
Lineage: Eukaryota; Metazoa; Rotifera; Eurotatoria; Philodinida; Philodinidae
Source: the annotation of a GenBank genome assembly